CCGAAAUUGACGAUCAUUUUGGGCAGAUGAGAACUAAUGAGUUUUUCGCUGACCUCCCCGCGUCUGUUUCGCUCCUGAUCCUGAUCUUGUUUUUCAAGCCGAGAGCUAAGCGGAAUCGGAUACUUACUCAUCAUCGUGCCGUAUUCUGUAACGAGAACCAACGACGAGGGACUGCACCACUGCCCCAUUCGAACCUGAGGGUUGUAAUACGAGCGAUUUCCUCGGUAUCGUGAUCGUUGGCAACUCAAUCGGAGUUACAUUUCUCUCUUUAGGCAUAUCGGUUGUCUGUGCCCACUGGUUUGAGCCAAGAAGAACACUGCGGUGGAAGAGAACGAAGCUCACUAGAAAUUAUUUGUAGUCUGGUACAUUCCUUUGCUCUCAUUAGAUGACAUCGAUACUUGUUAUUCAAAGUACAACCGCUCUAUUUUGGACGAAGGGCUGUGGCACACUGCGAUUGCAUGCGUUGCGUCCUGGCCUUGUCCUUGCUAAUCACGAUAGUAACUGUAACAGACCAGCAUCGCUGGAGCCAUCUCUCGUACAAAAUCAAGAUCCACCUGCAUCAAACUCAAAAUCGCCAUUUCCUGCGCGCCGCGGGGGAGGGGAUGACUUAGACUUCGCUUCCAAAGACGAAAUUGGACUGAGAGAACAUCCAAAUGGAGCCCAGACUGAUUUCUAGAGCACGAGAGAAAGUUAAAGUUUCUUUGUCGAGCUUUGUCUCUCACUACUCGUUAUCUACUAGCAAAAUUCGAAUGCGCUCACUUCAUUUCCUUUCCUUGAUGUCACAUACUUUAGAGCUUUGUGUGCUCAACAUCGUGACUCCUCUACUCCAGUCCUCCCUGUCUCUUCCUGCUUGCCGCCUCUCGCCGUCGCUGCAGUUUUAAGUGGCCUUUUGGUGUCUGCACGUCGCUUUAUUCCUGCUAUCCCAUGGUCCUUCUGCUGUCUUUAACAGACAGAAAUAGUUGCAGUGUAUUAGUAUCACAUGGUGCAAUCUUCUAUCUUCACAGCGCAACCAGCCCAGAACGAUCCUCAAAACACUGCCAACAAGUAUAUGAGUCGCUUUCUGUUGUAUCUAGCGUUAUAGGCAGAGGUCCUUAACUUUAUUACAUGCUAGUAGCGAGUUCCGAGUCGCUUAGGGGCAAGUCCAACCGUGCUGCCUAUGCUGUGGCGCGAAUACCCGGAUGCCUGAGUGGGAGUCGUUUGACUCAUCAGACUACCGUGUAUCUAUCGUCAGUACUAUCAAUCUCAUUAUCAAUCCAAGACGUUUCAUGAUGUGAAACUUUUUCUACGUACUUUUGACAUCUUCUACCUUCACUUCUCCUUCAAUUAUGCAUAAUGUAUGCAGGGUAUCAGGCUUGUACUUUCUAGUAUUAUUCGAUAGAUAAUAAGAAGCAUUGUUUGUCGUUGUGGCUAAACAAUAAUUGUCUAUCAGCGAUAUUCAAUGUUCGAAUGAUUUAUCAUUAACGAUUGAAUUUUUCGUUUGGGUUUGUAUUCAAAACGGAUUCAGAUUUUCUUUGGAACUACGGACUUGUUUGUGAUGGAAGGAUAAUUAAGGUUUAGUUUUAGUACAAGAAUGAGCAUGGACAUCGGUCGUGUCAUCUAGAGCAUCUAGAGCUUCUACGAGUACGUUAGCGUUAGGCUGUGGUCUGCUGCUGGUGUUGUUGUUGGCAGACGAGUGAGAGCGUGAGACUCAAGGAGCAUCGAUUGAUAUCGUUGUCUUUUUGUUAUCGUCACGAUCUACUUAGCUGUGUCCAACAUCUCGGUCUCUCUUUUCAGAAGCAGGAAGUUGUCAGAUCGAUCAUCUUUGGUUUCGUUCAAAUCCAAAGUCAAUCAGCACUUCCUAGAAGGAACGACGUUGUGUAAACGCUUGGCGCAGCAACUGAAGCAGCACCACGCCGGAAGAAUCCUCUUGCGAACGAAAAAUUGUUGUGAACCCGAUAAAAGGUGCAGGCGUGGCCGGGCGGAAGUUCAAGGACAACGAUUGUAAGUAACCUCGUCGUACUAGUACUAGUAGCAGUAGAGAUCUGAAGAACAAGAUCGACGCUUUUGUAGUUGGAUCAUCUUGUUUCCCGUUUGGACGCGCGGAAGCGAUAGCGCAGACGAAUUCCACAAAACAGCUAGAAGCAAGUAGAAGAGUAGAUUCACUUCUACUUCGUCCCUUGAGCACCACCACCAGCGAAAUCUAGUGUAGCCAUGGGUGAUCGUGCGCAGUUGUUGAACCGCAGUAGCGGUCUGGAUCUAGAAGAGGAUGCACCUCCAGCUCGCGGCAGACCAGGUUCCAGACCUGGGGGCAAUGGUGUCGCAUCACAGAAGCGACCGGCUGCAGGCGAAGGAGACGCUGCUCUUCCCGGUGCUAAGAAACUGAGACCAUCAUCAUCCUCGUCCGUCAUGGCUGCUCCUUACGCCGCAGUGCUAGCACAGCUGCCAGCGGAAGACGAAAAGCAGAAGAAAGUGGAGCUACGCGCAUUGGCAGAUAAGACGGUGGCCAUGCUAGAGUACCCAGACCUAAACUACUUUCUGCAGGCCAUAAAGAAAGCAGUCAAAGACCGAAUGUCAGACCAGGGCGUCAAGCCACCAGACGGAGUCGUCACCACAGCGGCAGCAGGUAUUAUUCGCAUUUGCUUUAUUCUUCUUGCGUGGUCACGGUCACGAUGAAAAUGGUAACCCCUUCUAUUGUUGUAGUCGUGCAACAGCUCAAAAUUUCAAAUCCUUGACUCAAUAGAUCACACCUCCAUGACAGCAGUUAUACAUCAACUUCAAUUUGUUCUCUCCAUAACCCCACAAAAAGGUGCAGCACCAGGCGCAGCAGAAGCUACUGCCAACGGAGCAACAGGAGGAGAAGCCGAAGAGGAGCUUCCACCAGGGUCAGCGAGAAACAAGCCGACGCGAACAGGGAUGUUUUAUCCUCUCAAUAACCUACCAGCAGAAGGAGCGGAGAAAAAAGUAGAACCAGAGGAGAAGGCGUUCAAAAGAGCGAAAGCAGAAAGGAGUACUACAUUUUACUUGGUCGUGACAUUGUUUCGAAUUGGGUUCUUUCGAAAUUGGAUGUUCGUUCUGGAAAAGUAGUCGCAGAAAAUAGCGCUAGCCAGAUUAAAAAUUCUACUGCAUCUUUCAUCUCACACUACCAAGAACAGUGUUGUUUCCUAUUGAUACUCUCCAACUUUCACCACAUGACAACCUGCGCCAAACCUUCAUUUCAGGGACAGCAGAGGAGGAGCAAGCGGCACAGGACUUGCUGCAUAGUAUAGCGGACGAACCCGUGAUGAAAGACGGCGCGCUGGACGAAGCUCGCUUCGAGGAGGUGCUGACGCAGUCCCUAGACCUCAACAAAAGCAACAAACAUUGGUUCACGCUGUGGAGCCACUGUGCAAUCAAGGGAGAUGCAACACGUACUUAAAUAUUUUUGUUUUGAUGCGAUUCAGUCUUAAAUUUUUCUUACCUCGCUCCAACAUUAAAAAUGUAUAGCAAGCGGCACAUUCGUGCCUUAGACAUAUGUUGCAGAACAGCACUCCAUAUCUCUCAUCCCACUUAAAAAAUGACAACUCAGCCGCGGCAACGAUAUAUUUCACGAACAAGCUGAGUUUGGACAAGGACGAGAACGAACUGGGAGACAUAUUAGGUACUUUCAAUCGUGAUUUUUCAAUGAAGGAAAUAAGUAGAAACUGAACAAAUUCUCAUCAUCUAUUUUCCCUUCGUUCCUGUGAAAGUGAAAGGAAAUGAAUUCAUGAUCUCAACAUCAUCCUAAUCCUAAUCCUUUGCGUUACACUUCCAGGAGCUCCUUUAUUCUCACAGGUCACCUGAUGAAGGAGAAAGAAAUCAGCCCAAAGCAUAUGGAGGAGGCUAUUCAAAAGUUUGCUGUGGCAGGCAGUGGCCGAGAACUGUUGAAGAUUAUCGCAUGGAUUCUAGUUUUCAUCUAUCCAACGCAAAAGAACGACUUCGGCUGGAGUCGUGUCGGCUGGGGCUUCCAGAACUGGUGGGGCCAGUGCAAGAAAUACCUCAAGCAUUGUAAUGGCGGCGGAGAAGAAGCGACAGGAGAGAGUCAACUGGAAUGCAUAAAGGUACUUGUUUCCUACUUGAAGAAUAUGCAUAAAGGUCAACUGGAAUGCGAAUGCAUAAAGGUCUACAAACUAGUACUGGCUUCCUACUCCUACUUCUUAUUUAUCAGAAUCAAAUGAUACAAAACUGUAAAAAACACUACUGACUGACUCAACAUAGAAGUCCCAUCUACAGACUUGUACCACAUUUAAGAUGUCCUUCACCACAACUACAGAUGGUUAUCGAGCAGCUUGUGAAGUACAAAGCGCCUUUUGAAGAGGAUAAGCAGGAGAAGGUUAUCAAUCAUGCUACGAAUCUUGCUGGAGACCGGGAAAAAGCGUGCCUGCUUCUGGGUAUAACUGGCGACUCGACCGUCAAGCCGAGCCCCAGCCCAUUGUCGAACGAAGAAGGCGCUUAAAAAUACCCUCGAAGGAUUUCAGAAAUUCUUCGUCUCCUUGCAGUACCCAAUCACGACGCAUGAUCAUACUUGUCGUUCUAGUUGGAGGAGCUAAGAUUUGGAUUUGCAGUACCUGCCAAAGGCAUUAUAUUGAUUACACCUGUUUGAUGGCGAGAGCAGAUAACGCCUGCCAGUGCCAUGAUCUUCGCCGAUUGUAUGAUAGCCACGCACCAUGGAUCGACGACGACAAAUUUAAUUAUACCUCCCGCUUUAAGCCUUUGUAACAUAGCCAAUCUCUUCUAUCACGUGAAAAUGACCGUAACUAUAUUUGUGCUCUGAUCAUUGGAGCAUGUACUUUUAUAGUUACAGCAUGCAUUUGGAAAUGGAAGCAUGCAGCAUGCAAGAUUUUCGAUCUCCUCCAUCUUCUGGCAAAGAUAGAAUGCCUCUAUUCUGAAACUCGUUUGUUUUUGCAAUGCUCGUAACGAAUGAUGACAACGAAUAAUGCUGAAAAACAGCAUGAAAAUGCCUAACCCAAUACCUGACGCUUUUACUUUUUAUAGUGAGUGAGAGUGGAACGAAACCUGAACUGUUUGUUAACUACUCCUACAAGAAAAAAAGAAUGAAGAUGAUAGAACGGUGAUCAUUUUCGUGCCCGUGGGUGUUGAUGAUGUUAGUGAGAAACUAAAGCUAUUUAGUUUUGCACGAAACUAGAAGAUGAAGUCAUCUCUGUCCUGCGUGAGAGCUCCAGCACAGAGACGGAGAAAGACGUAACAGAG
This is a messenger RNA of Amoebophrya sp. A25, 5205 nucleotides long. NCBI's taxonomy places the organism in Eukaryota, Dinophyceae, Syndiniales, Amoebophryaceae. The record is from the annotation of a GenBank genome assembly.